CGUCAGCUCUGUUGAUACUCGCAUUCUGAAAGCGCUCCACAACGUCACCCCACAUGGACUUUUGUUUCUGUUCGCGUUUACAGUUUUAAACUUAGCUUCUCCUUCUUUAUUUUAUUGUGUUUCAUUUGUGUCGGUCAUCUAACCAGUCAGCAUGGCUCUGGCUGAAGCAAUGAUGCCUGCUUCGUUUCCCAGCGUUCAAGCCAUGGAAGCGAAACACUUCGAGAACAUGUGCAAGAUGGACGAGUGUGCAACAGGUGGCGCAGGCAGCCCGCUCAUCGAAGUGGAGUUCAGCAUCGUGCGGUCCCCCGCCGUCCUCAUCAAAGACGAGGACGAGCUGGACAAGUUCCUGGACAUCGAGUUCAUCUUGUCCAACACCAUCGACUCCGACGUGGUGAGCAGCAGCGGGAGCGUCUCUCCGCCGCAGCAGUGCGCGUACUCACUGCCGGAGUCGCCGGAGAGCUGCGGCGGCGGCGGCUCCGCGGCGCCGGACUGCGGCGACCGCGGUCACGCUCCCUCCGGCCUGGCCGCGCAGAGCUACCACGGCGCGUUGUGCUUCGCGGACUCGAGCCCCGUCCGCAGUCUCAUGUUGGAGCUGCUCACGCCAGAGGUGAGCUACCCGGGGGAGAGCUCACCGGAGUGCGCGGGGAAGGCGAGAGACGGACGGGAGUACACCGAACUGCGGGCGUUUAAUCCGGCCCCCAUUCCGGGCGCUGCCGCUCAUCACCAAGUGGCAGCAUCUCCUCCGCCACUCGGAUACAAAAUUAAAAGCGAGCCCGUCGAUCAGUCCUGUAUGAUGGCCGCCUGCGGCGGGGACUUCAUGGGACAGAUGUACGAGCGACACCAGAUGCGCUCCGUGCACCACGCGGCUUUUACGCACCACCAGGCUGCAGUUCCAGGCGCUGUACCGGGAUUCGGCGCGCACCCCAUGCAGCACUCUGCACCUCCGGGACGCACAGACUGCCAUUUGACGCAACUGAACCCUCACCCCAAUCAACACCAUCUGCAAAACCAGUACAUGAACGCGCCCUACCAGCCGCAUUACGCGCAUCAGAGCGUGGUGCCGUUUCAAGGACAGUACGGCGUGCACCAAGAGCCCGUCCGCGUUCACCAGCAGCAUCAUCCCGCAUCCAUGCACGGCAUGAUGCUCACCCCUCCCUCGUCGCCAUCUCUGCUGGAGUUUUACGCGCAGGAGGAGGCGUUGAGCAUCAAACAGAAGCGAGGGCGCAGGUCGUGGGCCAGAAAACGCGCAGCGACGCACAGCUGCGAGUUCCCCAGCUGUGGGAAAACCUACACCAAGAGCUCCCACCUCAAAGCCCACAUGAGAACACACACAGGAGAGAAGCCCUACCACUGCAACUGGGAGGGCUGCGGCUGGAAGUUCGCCAGGUCGGACGAGCUGACCCGUCACUUCAGAAAGCACACGGGACACAGACCUUUCCAGUGUCACAUGUGCGAGCGUGCCUUUUCCCGCUCCGACCACCUGGCUCUCCACAUGAAGAGGCACAUGUAGGCCACGAAUAAACUUAAAAGCAUCCAAAUCCUCUCACGGGGUCAAGGCCUGAAGCAAUCCCAGAAGAAGCACAGGGGCGGCCCCCUCGCCAUCAGACAUUCUUGUGCACCUGGUCCAAACCCAAGGAUCAAUGUGGGGACCUCAGAUUAUGUGGUGCCUUGGCAGAGAGUGUAAAGCGCCCUGGCCGUGGCCUGAGGAACCCACAUUUAUCUUCCUCUCAUGUUUCUCAAUAAGACAAGUGCCUUCAGGACAAGAGGAAUGCAAGCUGGUGUCUUUUUGUUGUUGUACAUACCUGUGGAUAUUUGAACUGACUAAAUUAUAGUAGUUUAUAUUUAAGACGUUUCCUUGCCCCUGUUUCUGAAAUAAGUUAUUGAUUGUGAGUGGGUGCCUUAACAAGACUGCAUAUUUGUUUCCCAAAUGGAGGGAUGGAGGGGGGCUCACUGUGGGCAGGACCCAGAACUUUGUUUAUAUGUAAAUUGUAUUCUUGAAUGUUUACAUCUUAUAUCUUUUAUACUACUCAAAUCAGGUCAGGGUUUGUUUUUUUAUUGGUAUUUUUGUUUUUAUUCUAUUUUUGAUGUUGUUUUUAAUGUACACAAUAGAAGUUCUAUAUUUGAUACGCUUUGUGGGCUCGGCCUACACGCUCCACAAGGUUCGCUUGAGCAAUGCUCACAAAUGCAGGUACCAAAGCUCAUUUUCAGUCCACUUUAAGGAUCCCACAAAUCAGGUGUAACGCCACUUUCACGUCACUCAAAUCAAAAUGUUUCCAGCUCAGUGUUUUCUGAAGAUACAAACUAUUUUUUCUUAUGGAAUAUAUGACUAUUUUUUUAAGAAUGAAGAAAUCCACUGCAACCAAUGGUUGAUCCGCUGUACUUGAAACAGAAUUGCCACUCAGAUGUAUCUUUGUUUUGGUUUUUCCUCUCACCGAUGCAAUUGUCUGCUAUGUGUUAAAGGGCUCCGAAAAUAAAAGUACUUUAUACAAA
Messenger RNA from Cyclopterus lumpus (lumpfish), 2490 nucleotides. RefSeq names its product Kruppel-like factor 17 (gene klf17). Gene Ontology annotation, molecular function: DNA-binding transcription factor activity, RNA polymerase II-specific; RNA polymerase II cis-regulatory region sequence-specific DNA binding. The coding region runs from base 152 to 1510 and encodes 452 amino acids. Lineage: Eukaryota; Metazoa; Chordata; Actinopteri; Perciformes; Cyclopteridae. The transcript has 3 exons. The record is from RefSeq and is a predicted model, not a curated record. Gene Ontology annotation, biological process: regulation of transcription by RNA polymerase II.